Molecule: messenger RNA, 558 nt
Organism: Saccostrea cuccullata (small rock oyster)
Lineage: Eukaryota; Metazoa; Mollusca; Bivalvia; Ostreida; Ostreidae
Product: cornifelin homolog B-like
Exons: 5
Source: RefSeq, a predicted model, not a curated record
AAAAGUUAACUCUCUUCCGGUUUCUCGAAUAAACAAAUCGAAUACGAAGAUAAAGAAAUUACGUUAAGAAGUUCAACUUUAAACACAGAAACAAGGGAAAACAAAAUAUUCAAACAAAACAUCACUUGUACAUUCGUAAUGGCGGAUGGAGAAUCAGGGAAGGCGGGGUAUCUGCUUGGAUCCCAACAAAAUGUUCCACCUUUCGAUGAGGAACCCGAUCCCCCGGGGUACACUCCCUAUCACUACUCAGAGCAACCUGGACCGGUAACAGUUCAGCCGGGCGUGGAGCAGCCAUUUGGAUAUCAUUCUAGCAACACCACUGUGGUUGUUCAGCAACAACAGGUCCUAACUCGACCUCAGAUGAGCUGGGACUGGAACUCGGGUCUCUGUGGCUGUUUCGAGGAUAUGACAUCAUGUUGUGCUGUGUUUUGGUGUAUGCCUUGCUAUACCUGUUACCUUUCUAAUAAGCUUGGGGAGUCAUGUUGCCUGCCAUUAGCCAUUGGAUCCCACUCUCUGAUUCCCCUCCGAACAAAAGUCCGUGUUGAGAACAACAUUAUC